AUGGCUUUCAAAGUAGCUGCCUUUGCGAUCCUGCUGGUCGUUGUCGCCAUCAAUGCUGCCCCUCAGCUGGACCAGCUGCCAGGCGGUAUGACGACUCCGGGCAUGGGAGAGGUCCCGGUGGGUGGUAAUCAGACCAAUCCCGGUGAUCUGACGAACAACCUGAACACGACCGUCCCCUCGAACCCGGCCGGUGGAGUUGGAGGUGCCGAGAACGCUACCGUACCCUCGAACAUUGGCGGAGUCCCGAAUCGGUUGACCAAUCGCAUCAACCGACUGAACAACAGGCACCAGUAG
Molecule: messenger RNA, 294 nt
Organism: Anopheles coustani
Lineage: Eukaryota; Metazoa; Arthropoda; Insecta; Diptera; Culicidae
Exons: 2
Coding region: 1-294 (97 amino acids)
Source: RefSeq, a predicted model, not a curated record